AUGGCGGACGCGCAAACCCCCAAUUUGCAACACACGGCAGAAGGAGAUGCCAAUACGAGUGCUGAAAACGAGCGGUCGCUGACAGUUCGGGCAAACUACCAGAGCGAGAAUACUCGAUCUUGGCUGAGGUAUCCGUUCCUAGCAGCAGGGAUCGCUCUAUUCCUUGGCCCCUUUUCAUUCUUCUGGCCUCGAGAGGGCCCUAUCGAUCCCACAGACUAUGUUGAGCGCACAAAGCGUGUCUUGAAGACCACACCGCUAAUUGACGGUCACAAUGACCUCCCCUGGCAACUAAGAAUUGAGUUACACAACCGCAUCUACGAUGGUCGCGUGGAUCUCAGCAAGAAGCUUCUGGGUCACACUGAUAUCCAGAGAAUGCGGCAAGGCAUGGUUGGAGGGCAAUUCUGGAGCGUAUAUGUGGACUGUGAUACUCAGCAACAGCACUUUGAAGAUCCGUCUUGGGUUGUGAGGGACACUUUGGAGCAGAUCGACGUGACAAGACGAUUUGUCAAUGAACACCCUGAGCAUCUCCAGUACUGCGACACUCCUGCUUGCGCUCGAGAAGCUUUCAAGUCAGGUCGCAUUUCCAGUAUGAUCGGCAUCGAAGGGGGCCACCAAGUAGGUGGAAGCAUUGGAGCCAUUCGCCAAAUGUUCAACCUUGGUGCCCGGUACAUCACUCUCACCCACAACUGCGAUAACGCCUUCGGAACGUCUGCUUCGACAGUGGCGGCCGGAGGAGCCGACCAAGGUCUUUUUAAGCUUGGGUACGACGCGGUUAAAGAGAUGAACCGCCUUGGUAUGAUGGUCGAUCUAUCACACGUCUCACACCAGACCAUGCGAGAUGUCUUGGGCGUCACAAGAGCUCCAGUCAUCUUCUCGCACUCUGGAGCUUACGCUGUUGAACCUCACCUUCGCCAUGCCCCCGAUGAUGUGCUACGGCUUGUCAAGCAGAACGGAGGGAUAGUGAUGGCCGUUUUUGUGAACAGGUUCCUAAACAUGAAGAACCCAGACCAGGCCACGAUUCACGACGUGGUUGAUCACAUUCUUCACAUCGCCGAAGCUUGCGGCUGGGAAUGCGUGGGCAUAGGAAGCGACUUUUCAGGCACUCCCUUUGUCCCAAUCGGUCUCGAAGACGUUUCUAAGUUUCCUGAUUUGAUUCAACUCUUGAUGGAGAGGGGAGCUACAGACCAACAGAUUCGACUGCUGGCCGGAGAGAAUAUUCUACGCGUUUGGGAAAGGAUCGAGCAACGGGCCAAGGAGCUUCAGGCUGGUGGAGAGAAACCCAUCGAGGCUGAAUAUGAAGGGCGAAACUGGCACAAGGGGAUGAAGAACUCGCCCUGGAUGCUUCGGAGAAGUCGAGAGGAAGCUCUUAUCAAGGGUGCAGCUGACCAGCCUUACAUGUUCAAUGUUGAUAGCGAGGGGAAGCAUAACCCUGCGGUGAAGCAAGUCUAA
Fusarium keratoplasticum is the source of this 1449-nucleotide messenger RNA. RefSeq lists its product as uncharacterized. Gene Ontology annotation, biological process: proteolysis. The record is from RefSeq and is a predicted model, not a curated record. The coding region runs from base 1 to 1449 and encodes 482 amino acids. The transcript is spliced from 3 exons. Lineage: Eukaryota; Fungi; Ascomycota; Sordariomycetes; Hypocreales; Nectriaceae. Gene Ontology annotation, molecular function: metallodipeptidase activity.